GUUCCAACAAGGCUUCAACUCCACCGCAACACGAACUACCAACAUCAGACCUAAUGACCGCGACUCGGAGGCGUUGCUUCACAUCAUCAUUCAACAUUAGACCAGCAUCCUCCUCCUCCGCCUUCGCCGACUGACGACGUCGCACGCCUUGUGAAUCCUCCUCCUCCUCUUCCUCCUCCUCUUCUUCUUCUUCUUCUUCUUCUAAUUUCUUCUCUUCUCCCUUCUUCCUGACAUCCUCCCUUUUUUUCCCCUCCCUACCCCCUUUCCUUCUGCUCUUCCUCUUUCCCCUCCGGAACGUUGCGAAGGCGUGAUCGUUAGGGUUUGGUUGGCGAGGUGCCGUGAGGGGAACCUUCACGUGGCGAUCUUUGCAUCUUAGCGUAUUGGAUGCAUUGGGCGUGUGGACGAGAGGCGAGCCGAGCGAGAGUUUCAAUUUUGGCAAUUCCAGACGCGCUGAGAUUUUUGAGACGAAGAUAAGGGUUUGGUGAGCGUGGCGGGGAGUGUGUAGGGGCUUGGUUUGGGUGAAAUGCGCGAGUGCGGACUGGCGUGAGACGGGAGAGACUGGGGUGGUUGUUGUCUUGUGGUGGUGGACGGGUAGGUUGCAGUAGGCGGAUCGGUAGAUUCCCUUAAAGAACCAGACGAGAGGGGACGAAAGCACCCAUAUAUGUCCCAUUACCUAAGCAAGGGAGACCGGAGCGAGGCACAGCUGCGAAAAGCUGGAAGGGGCAGUGCUGGGCACCCAAGAGCCGGGGGCGGUCAACCGAUUCCUGUGAAGGGCGGAGGGCCCAGUCCCUUCAACAGCGCCCCAAGUGGUGGGGGGCCGCCGCAGCCAUCUUCCUUUGUUGCCUCCUCAGCUCGCCCGGCCGCUGUGGCCGCUUCCAUCAACCGCGGUGGAAAGCGCGCGAAUGGACUUCCUGCUUCUGGCGGAGGGCCUCCGGAGCAAGGUGCCAACAACAAAGCCCAUCAGCAGGCGGCCCUACCUCUGCACCAUAACAAUCAGCAGCAGCAAGCUACCGGAGUGCGCCAAGGUGUGGGGUCUGCUGAUGCAAACCAACACUCACAGAUGGGAGCUCCACAACUAAAUUCUGACUCCAAGGGCGUGACUACUGCAAGAACCUCUGGAAAUGCUGGAACUGGGGCUCCGCCAGCCAUUAAGCAACUUCAGACUAGUAAACCGCCUGCUCCUCCGGCUAGCAUAACCACUGGCUCUGGAGCGGACACGCCCUCUGCUGCACCACCUCCAGUUUCGCAAUCGUCACAAAAUCCAAUUUCCUUCCAAUUUGGAAGCUUUGAGCCCAGUGGUUUUGGUGGUGCUUCAACAAGUGGAAAGUCUUCUGUAACGCCAUAUCCAUUGCGUACAAACUCUGCUCCACCUAAUCUUGACGAGCAAAGGCGUGAACAGGCGCGUUUUGAGCUCAGGCCGUCGUCAAUCACACGUGUGUCGGCAUCUGGGCAGCAGCAUAAUGCGCAGGUAACUACAAGAAAUGUGGUUAGUGGAAUGGAGCCUUCACCGACAACGGUGCCCCCUGUACAAGCGGCUACGAGUUCUCAGGGACCAAUACCGGUGGCUCCAACAGCCCAGGCACUUCCGCCCCAGCAAUUGGGUCAAUCACCACACUAUCCUCAGCAUCUACAGGUUAACAGCUUGCACAUGCCAUCUCAGCACAUACUCCAGAUUCAAAUGCAGCAGCAACAACAUCAUCAGCAGCAUCAGCAUCAACACCAACUGCAUCAGCACCAACUCCAGCAGCAGCAACAACAACAACAACAGCACCAGCAGCAACCAAUGCCGCCGCAGCAGGGGAUGGCGCAGCAAAGUUUGAAGUAUCCGCAAUCUAUGAUGGCAGCUCCUCAUCAUAAUUCACAAAUGCUAGGUACUCACCCGGUAGUCAAUCCUCUACCUCCACAACCCAUGGCUCAAAUGACUCAUCAGCUAGGUCCCGGCCAAAUUCCGUCGGGUAUUUCAGUAGGUGCUUAUGGGACUACUACAAACCAAUUUGUGACCAAACAACGCAGCAGGGCGAUUCCAAUUGUGAACCCACUCACUCACGAGGAACUGAAAAUUGAUUUACUAAAGAAGGACAGUGUAGAAAGUGUGCCUUCAUCUAGUCUUGGGACUGCAGGUAGAGUUCCCAGUAACGGUCCCAUGCAACAGUUGAGAGCCCCCGUAGGAUACAGCCCCCCAACACAUCCUGUAUACUACUUUCCUUCUCAUCCUCAAAUGUACCCGCCAAGUAUUCCCAAGACAGGUACCUUUGGUGGAGCACCACUCUCUAGUUCUCCGCCUGUAAGAUACAGUUUUAAUCCUCCUCAUCCUGGACAAGGUGUGCAUGCAGGAACUACUCCAGUGCCACCUGGUGCUCCAAAAGUUGCCCCUCAAUUGGGGCCCGGGCCUCCGUUAGGGUCAGCAAAUCAAGUCCCCACUUCAGGAGAGAUCUUGAGUACACCUCCUGUGGCCCCACUUAUUAUGGUGGGACCUCCUUCAUCAGUUACAGUUCCUGGUAUUCCUGCUGUAAUUGGCAAUCUUAGACCAAUUCCCCCUCCGCUGGUGAUGAACCCCCCCAUUGUCUCUAACGGUAGACCGCCUAGUUUGACUCUUCCUCCUGUUUCUCCUCCUGCGCCGCUGACCCCGAGCUCUGUGCUUCCCUCACCGAAUUCAACAGUUGGAUUCAAAUUUGGCGAUGUGGAAGCAUCGGGCUCCACCCCAGUUGCCACUGGAGAAGCAAGUAGUGAAGGUUCACUGAACGGUGUAAUUGGACAUGCAUCCACACGGGUAGAACCUAACAAUGCCAGUGGUAAUGCCCCAAUUGUGGGUGUUGUAGCCAGCUCAACCUCUCCUGAGGCUUCAGACCUUGUGAAUCGACCAGCUGUUACUGUUAUUCCUCCUAAGCCGGGUUCAGGCAAUUCAAAUGCAAGUGGUAUCAGUCCAAAAAUUAAGACUCCUCCUGGCACAGGCAGUGCAGGAGCAUUCGGAGAGAAAGUUAAAUCAGAGGCUGUGAAAUCAUCUGGGAACCCAAAUACGAGAAAGAGCAGCAAGAAGGACCGGCAACGGCAGCAGCAGCAGGCUCUUGCAGCAAAUUUGCCCAUCUCUGAAGGUGCAAAGACUUCGGAUCAGCUCAUUUCACCAGGUUUAGGUGUUUCCGGCGGCCAUAAAUCGGGCUUGCAAAGGACUCAAUCUGGAGCCCAUGGUAGUAGUGCGGUUUACACGCCAGUGAAGAAUUUGGGAAGUAAGCCGGAAGAGCCCAAAUUGCCCAAUGUCAACUUCGGUAGCCAAAACUCAGUUCAAGAUACAACUAAAGAGAACACGGAGUCUCUAGCGGUUGAAGAAGUUGUUGCUGGGAAAGAUGAGGUUGAGUCCGUUCCUGUGCGGCCUCUGCAUGAAGAGAGUAAGGGAGAAACGCCUGCCGAAAUCGAAACCUCAUUGAAGACGGAUGCAUCAGUAUUGAUUUCAGAUGGGUCCACCGCUUCCACUUCCUCCACUGGUCUUCCUUCGUUGUUAGUUAAGGACGAACCUGCAGAGGUUCAGGCGAAUGAGUUGGCAGUUGUGGAGGACGAUGUUCCUGAAGACGUGAGAGUUUCUGUGAACCCUUCCGCAGCCAGCUCAAGUUUUGAUCAGGAACUGGUAAAAGUUGAGACGAACAGCAUCGAAGUAGAGCCUGACACUAUUACAUCUGAGCCAACAUUUUAUAAGGCCAGUACUGAGAUGGCAAUUGAGAACGAGGGUGUUGUUAAUGAUGCGGAGCCCACGGUGGCUGACUUGCGUAAGGAGAAUGCGGGUUUUGUUGAGCAGGUUGAUCCCCCAUCAUCAGAGGCUGAUCAUGCGCUAACUGGUGAAUCUGCAGUAGAAUGGGCUCCUGAUGUGCCAGACGUAAAUGAGGAUGUCUCCACAAUGAAAGACUUACCCACACCACUACACUCGGAAUCAGCUCCUGGAAGCAAGGGUACCGGUGGGAGUGAAGUUGUGGUAAUUGAGGAAUCGGGCGUUUUGGCCGUUGAUAUAAAUUCAGUGGAGGAGAAUGAUGUAGCAGAUAUACAGGUUACAAGUAGUAAAUACGUUCCUGAGGUAGUUCCUGGAAGUCCUUUACAUUCAAAUCUGGAUACAUGUAUGUUUGAAAACAAGAUGGUGUCUUCCCAACAAGACUCUGCUACUGCUUUGAACACAACCGAAGAGACUCCCCAGGCUGUUGAAGUAGCCACUGCGGAAGAGGCUUUACAGUCGAAUCCAUCAUCGGGUGGCAUGAUGAUCUUCACAUCUGAGGAGGUGCAGAGUAGGGACUCGUUAGGCCCGCUGGAUAGCAUUAGGGGCUCACUUGAGAAUGGAGGCGAGGACUCGAGGCCGUCGGAACAUACGGAGUCUGCUGCGAGCAAUUCUAGUAAAGCUGAAGACACUGCUCCAUUGAUAGUUGGAGAAUCUCGAUCUGAGGUGCAGACCACUCCGUUGUUGAGUAGUACCUCAGGAAUGUCAUCAACAGAAGUAAUUGAGACUCUGAAUGCAGUUGAAAGCGAAGCAGAUUCAGUGGAACCUGCAGUCGUUGGGAAUCCAACUUCUGGCCAGGGAGAGGGUCCUAAAGUCGGGAGCAGGAAGAAGAAGAGUAGGAAAGAGUUCCUUGCACGGGCAGAUGCAGCCGGUAACACUGCAGAUCUGUACAAUGCAUAUAAGGCACCUGAAGAGAAGAAGUCAGUGGAGGUGAAGCAAGCGGAGGUUUCUGGUGCGGGUCCCUCAGGUAAUGAUGCGAAGGAUUCUGCUAUAACGCCAGAUAAAUCUUUGCCGAAUGAAGUGGAUGACUGGGAGGAUGCUGCCGAACUUCCAACUCCAACCAUAUCGUUCCCUCAUCUUGUGGAUACUGGUGAUAGGAAAUACACACGUGAUUUCUUGAUGACUUUCAAGGACCAAAACAGGGAAUUCCCUCCCAAUUUUGAAAUUAAGCAUGACAUCACUGAUGUUUUGCUGGACAAGGACAAACUUUUCAGUGAUGGACUGACUAGUCCUGCUCGAAACCUGGAUUGGCAGCCCAGUGGCGGACAACGACUGGAGAGAAGAGGAAGUGGGAUACAGCUAGGACCUGACGAGGAUCGCUGGAUCAGACAAUCCGGAGUAGUCCCAUCUCCAGGAAGGAAUCAACCUGGGGAUGCACGCAUGGGCAUGGAUAUUCCAGGUGGCUUCCGGCCAGGACAGGGUAUGCAAUCCGGUUUGAUUUCGCAACUGCCGCAACAAUGGCCUGGAAUGCCUGCUCAGGCUGGGUUUCCGGGUUUGAUUUCACGAGGCAACAUGCCCCUAGGACACUAUAUGACACCUGGUCCACCUGCCCGCAGCCCGAAUGGUGUGGAUGGAGACAGGUGGCUUCGGCAGCCAAUGUCAGGAGUGAAGGGUCCUGGCCUAAUCCCAUCGCCCAGGACUCCUCUGCCUGCAAUUCACAAGGCAGAGAAUAGAUACGAGGUUGGUAAGGUAUCAGAUGAGGAGCAAGCUAAGCAAAGGUUAAUCAAGGGAAUACUGAACAAGCUCACACCUCAAAAUUUUGAUAAGUUGUUUGUUCAGGUUCAGGAAGCCAAAAUCGAUUCUGCUACCACGCUUACCGGUGUCAUCUCACAGAUUUUUGACAAGGCACUUAUGGAACCCACAUUUUGUGAGAUGUAUGCCCAGUUCUGCGUCAAACUUGCUGCAGACUUACCAGAGUUCAACGAAAACGAUGAAAAAAUUACUUUCAAGCGUGUCUUAUUGAACAAAUGUCAAGAAGAAUUCGAGCGUGGGGAAAGGGAACAAGAAGAAGCAGAGAAAGACGAAGAAGAACACGUCGAAAUAAAGAUGACACCGGAAGAGAGGGAGGAGAAACGACUGAAGGCCCGGAGGCGAAUGUUGGGGAACAUUCGUUUCAUUGGAGAACUUUACAAAAAAAGCAUGUUGACUGAAAGGAUUAUGCACGAAUGCAUUAAGAAGUUGCUAGGCGAAUACCACAAUCCUGACGAGGAAGAUGUGGAGGCUUUGUGCAAGCUAAUGAGCACUAUUGGUCGAAUCAUUGACCACCAUAAAGCCAGGGAGCACAUUGAUGCCUACUUCAGAAGAAUGGAGUCACUUUCAAACAACACAAAGCUCUCGGCCCGGAUUAGAUUCUUGUUGAAAGAUGUCAUGGAACUUCGGAGGAAUGGUUGGCAGGAGAGAAGGAAGGUUGAUGGGCCAAAAAAGAUUGAUGAAGUGCAUAGAGAUGCUGUCCAAGAAAGGCAGAAUGCUUCGCGUGGGGAUCGCCUAGGGCGAGGUCCUAGCAUGGGAGGAGGAGGUAGUCGGGGAAGGAUGGGAUCCGGUCCAGAUUUUGUCAUCCGAGGUCCUCCAUCGCCCAUGUAUUCCCCUGGUCCUAUGGGGUCUGGACCGCCUAUGGGAGGAAUGCGAAGGGCGCCAUCUCCACAAGGAGGGAUGCGCGGCGGGGGUGGGUUUAUUCAGGACGUGAGAAUGGAGGAUAGAUCCCUGAUGAUGGAUGCUCGACCUGUCCCCAUGCCUCUGUCGCAGAGGGGUGCUGAUGAGGGCAGCAUCACUUUAGGCCCACAAGGUGGGCUUGGUAGGGUGGGUGUCCGUCAGCUGUCGUUAAGUACCGGGCGCAGUGCGUUGUCAGAUGCGGUACCUACAUCGGGUUCUGAUACACGUCGAUUAAGUUUAGGGUCUAUUUUAGGGCAUGCCCAAGAUAGAUCACAUUACAGUAAUCGAGAUGAACUUCCAAUGCGACCUUCUAGUGCUGAAAGGCCCAGAUCAGCUGAAAGACCCGUACUAGACAGACCAAUUGGAGCUGACAGGUUGAGCCCAGGUUUACGAGACUUCCGAAGUACACUGGAGCAGCAAAGAUUAGUAGAAAGAUCUAACUCAUUGAGCUCGUCUUCCAGCACUUUCCAGCCUCAUCGGACGGAGCACACCGCACCUUUCGUGUCAGUUCGUCCAUCUUCCGCGCCCUCCGCUUUAAGUGUUGAAGAACUUAAGAAGAAGUGGGAAUCUACUAUAAAUGAAUACUAUAGCGUGACAGACCUAAAGGAAGCGGCAUUGUGCGUGGAAGAGCUGAAAGCUUUCAAGCACCAUCCUGAAAUGGUGGAUAUCUGGGUGUCGGAGUCUUUUGAGAAGAAGGAUAGAGAAAGAGAUCUGCUUGUGAAGUUGCUCCUGCAUCUUCACAGAAUAGAUCCUCCCUUCCUAUCGCGUGAUCAGAUCGAAAUUGGCAUUGACCGCGUUUUGUCAAGAUUCACAGAUCUUGUAGUGGAUGUCCCAAAAGCUCCAGAGUUCAUGGGAGUCCUGUUAGGUAGGUUAAUCUGUGCUGGAGUAUUUACUUUAAAUGAAGUAGGCAAUCUACUACAAGUGGCUGGUGAAAGUCGCGGAGAAGUUAGAGAAGAGGGUUAUGCCUUGCGCAUUUUUGGUGCUAUGGUUGACACCUACCGGGAAGAGAAGGGCGAGGAGCAGAUGGUUGAUGCUUACAAGAGGUCAGAUCUUGAUGUGGAGAACUUCGUGUCACCAUCGGAGAAGAACAGGGAAACUGCGUUGCAGCAGUUUCUGGAAAGAACGAACUUGCAUAAGCUGCAUCCGAUGUUGCCUUUGGAAAGGUAUAUCAAAGACUCGCUUGACAGAAAAGUGCCAGUAAUGGAUAUUAUCAAAUGGAUCGAGAAGAAUGUUCCAAGCGCAUACUCGGAACCUUCAUUCAUGCGAAUGCUCAUGACUCAAGUCUUGAGACGUGCGUUGCCUGACCCGCAAUCAACCGAUAUUUCGUCGUCAAACUUGAAAGUGGACAUUAAGGCAUAUGCACCCUUGUUAAAGAAGUGCGCUUCAGGGGGUAGAGCAACAGCCAAUCAAAUACAAUAUAUUAUAGCAAUACUGUUGUUUACCAAUGAGUGUGGUCAUCCGCAAGGUCUGAUGACCAAGCUAUUUGAGAACUUCUCCCAGGAAGAGGUUAUAUCUAAGAAAGCAUACACUGAUUGGUAUGAUGAUGUUAACGAUUCGACACCAGGAAGAGACAAGGCAAUUAGGGAGGUGUCCAAUUGGUUGAAGCAAAAGAUAGAGGAAGGCGCGGAAGUAGAGGAUGAAGAAGAUUGAGCUAACACUCAGAGAGGGGUACUAAAACUUCCACUCUUCGCCUUUUAGAGGAGAGUGUCCUGGAGAUUGUGAAAGCGGAUUUUUGUACAGCAACGGAAGAGGCUGAAUGUCAUAGGUUACAACUUAUCCAAUUUUUCAUUGAUUACCUCUAUAAGAUGAGGUGUCCCCAUGAGCUUUUGUAAAUUGUAUGCUGUACAUCCAAUAUAUGAUGGAAUUUUUUGAGUUAUUUAAGAAAA
This is a messenger RNA of Physcomitrium patens, 8289 nucleotides long. RefSeq lists its product as uncharacterized. The record is from RefSeq and is a predicted model, not a curated record. Gene Ontology annotation, molecular function: mRNA binding; protein binding; translation initiation factor activity. Lineage: Eukaryota; Viridiplantae; Streptophyta; Bryopsida; Funariales; Funariaceae. Gene Ontology annotation, cellular component: eukaryotic translation initiation factor 4F complex.